Messenger RNA from Babjeviella inositovora NRRL Y-12698, 783 nucleotides. RefSeq lists its product as uncharacterized. The transcript has a single exon. Lineage: Eukaryota; Fungi; Ascomycota; Pichiomycetes; Serinales. The record is from RefSeq and is a predicted model, not a curated record. Bases 110 to 706 code for a protein of 198 amino acids.
CUGAGGUUAACUCGUCCUACAAUAGGCCACCUGUGUACGGACCAGAUCUUUGCUAAGCCGUUUUGAGCCAGAUAGGAGCCAGACUAUAACCAUUAUACGCGUCUACAACAUGAACAACGCCAGAAUUGCCAAAGACAUAGCGAGCCUCUUCAGAGCUCCACCGCCUGACAUCGUCUUACCCGCUGAGGGACCCGGGUCGUUGCUACACGAUAUAUCUGUCUAUGUGAGGGGCCCCGAGGAAACCCCAUACUAUGGUGGAUACUACAAGCUCACACUUAAGCUACCAGCGGAUUAUCCUCAAUCGGCACCACGUGCCACUUUCAUCACAAAGAUAUUCCACCCUAAUGUGAACUACUCUUCCGGAGACGUGUGCGUGGACACAUUGAAGAAGACCUGGUCCACAGAGAUCAGUAUCUGUGAUGUCCUAUCAAUUAUUCGGUGCUUAUUAAUCGAGCCAAACCCCGAAAGUGCGUUGAACGAGGACGCAGGAAAAUUGUUGCUUGAAGACUUUGAGUCGUUUGAAAAGACCGCUAGGUUGAUGAAUAAAGUACAUAGUUUGAAAGAAGUAGAGGGUAGCACAGAAAAGGGAGAUAAAGAGGCUGGCGGUGUGUUACGAGACUUGGGUGAUGGAUUAAACAUCAUUGGGGAGCCAGGGGUUAAAAAAGUGAAGCCUAAGAAGAAGCGCACUGGCUUGAAGAGGUUGUGAUGUACUUGUGUGUAGAUGUGCAGUUAAAUGUAUGCUGAAAGUCAUGUCUUAGGUGAUAUAGCAAAAUACAAUAAUCU